UUGCUGGGUGAGACAUCAGCCUGUGGGGCUCAGCAGACUAUAAAAGCCCUCGUAGUGUUUGGGCACACACAGCCAGAAACAGUUCUUGCUUCAACAGUGAUUGGACGGAACCUUCUAUGGUACUUGCCAUAGACAAGUUAUUCCAUAGCUUCCUUCAUAAAGAACGAGAUUACUAACUAUACGGCAAGAUGAAUUCCCAACUGCGCCAGAACUACAGCCAUGAUAACGAGGCGGCUAUCAACCGCCUGGUGAACCUCAAGAUGUAUUCCUCUUAUACUUACAUGUCCAUGUCCUACUAUUUUGACCAUGAUGACGUGGCCCUUCACCAUGUGGCUGAGUUUUUCAAGAAGUUAAGCCACGAGGAGAGGGAACAUGGUGAGGAUUUCUUGAAAUACCAGAACAAGCGUGGUGGCCGUAUCAUUCUGCAGGACAUCAAGAAACCAGAAAGGGAUGAGUGGGGCAGCACCUUGGAGGCCAUGCAGACUGCUAUGAAUCUGGAGAAGACUGUGAACCAGGCUAUGCUGGAUUUACACAAUCUGGCAACUGAUCGCAAAGACCCCCAUCUCUGUGACUGCCUGGAGUCUAAGCAUCUGAGGGAACACGUGGAGCGGAUUAAGAAACUCGGGCACCACAUUACCAACCUCAAGCGCCUGGAUGUCCCCCGGAGUGGUAUGGGAGAAUACCUGUUUGACAAGCACAGUUUGGAUGGGAGCUGCUAAGAGUAUCCUGCAUCACCGCAAACCAGAGAACAGCAGAUUAUAAAUUACACCAAUAUUAAAAUGUGUGCUGUAACAGUAUUUACUGUGCGUGUCAAUACAAGAGCUACAUCAUUA
Messenger RNA from Pseudophryne corroboree (corroboree frog), 833 nucleotides. Its product is annotated as ferritin heavy chain B-like. Gene Ontology annotation, biological process: iron ion transport; intracellular iron ion homeostasis. Gene Ontology annotation, cellular component: cytoplasm. The record is from RefSeq and is a predicted model, not a curated record. The transcript has 4 exons. NCBI's taxonomy places the organism in Eukaryota, Metazoa, Chordata, Amphibia, Anura, Myobatrachidae. Bases 189 to 719 code for a protein of 176 amino acids. Gene Ontology annotation, molecular function: ferric iron binding; ferrous iron binding.